GUCGUUUUUAAAGGGCGUGUUCCAACUCUCUGUUCGCACAGACGGAAGUGCCCUGAAGGUAUUUUAGAGAAGCAAAUUUCUUGCUUUUACAGUAACCACAAUGACUGGUAGAGGGAGACCGCGUAAGGCACAGAGUCCAGAGAAUAAAUGUAGUAAGAGCAAAACGAAAGAAAAAGGAAUUCAACCAGUAACUGUGCCACGACAUCAGGCAGAAGAGAAGUGUAAAACUAAACCAAAGAAAGAUGAAGAACUAAAGGACAGCAAGCAGAAAGAGAUGACGCGUUCAAAGGAGAAGAACCCGCCAAAAAAAACAACAGCCAAAAGUCUCACCGACAUCAACAAGUUACAACAGACUCCUGAUGGCAGCAAAAAAGCUUCUGCAUGCUGGAGAGCAGCGGAGGAGAUGCAGUCAAAGACGCUUCUGGGCACCGCAAAGGAUCCUGUACAGACGCCUAAAGCCAAGACAAGUGGUGACGUCACAAAAUCACCAGAAUGCGCUCAGCGAAAGGAGACCAAGAAGGACUCCAUCAAGAGCACAAGAACCUGCAAUGAAAAAAUCAAACCCACAGAGGACACAACCCAUUUACAGCCAGAGACCCAAGAAAGACGCGACAGCGGCGCUGCAGUGGACCUUGUCCUUAACAAAACGCUGGAAAAACUGAAGAUUAAGACUAAAGACAGAUCAAAUGCAGCAGAAGCCAUCAAUGCAAUCAAAAAGAAAAUCAUCACACACUUAAAAAAGAAUAGUCAGUUCUUCAAAGAUGUAGAAGAACCACUAGGUACCGGAAGUUACUAUGAACACCUGAAGGUGAGUCUGUUUAGUCCUGGACAGAAGAACAUAAUAGAAUUGCUGACUCGUGUAUCACAUUGUAUCGUUUGUUUUGGAAAGCAGAUUUCGAAUCCUGAUGAGUUCGAUGUGAUGGUGCCUAUUUGUGUGGACCGAGCGAUGGUUAAACCAUUUCCAAAGAAUGAUGCCUUUUACAGUGUCUCAUUAAAACGUGGCAGCCCUCUGCUGAAGUUCCAGGAAGACGACAUUUUAUCUGCCGAUAAGAUGCUUGUGGAAUUCAGGGAAGAGGUGAAAAAAUGCAUCAAGCCACUGGAAGAAUGGACUUUGACUAAAAAGAAGAAAGGCUGCCCUGCAGUGACCCUCACCACCAACGUACAUGCAGUAACCAUUUCACUGGACUUUGUCCUCUGUCUUAUGGUUCAAUCAAGUUGGCCAGAUUUCACUAAAGAAGGACUUAAAAUCGAGGCCUGGUUGGGGAGUAAAGUAAAGCAAGACUACAAGCGAAAGCCAUAUUAUCUCGUCCCAAAAUACGAAGGCAAGGGAACAGAUGCGUGGAAUGGAGUACUUACCAAAGAUGCUUGGCGGGUUUCAUUCUCUCAUAUAGAGAAGGCCAUUUUAAACAAUCAUGGAAAACAGAAGACAUGCUGUGAAAAAGAUGGCGAACGCUGCUGCAGGAAGAACUGUCUGAAGCUCCUAAAGCACCUCCUCAGUCUGCUCAAGGAAACAGACUCAACGUUAGACAAGUUCUGCUCCUACCACGUCAAGACCACCCUGCUACAUGCCUGCUGUUCUAGAACUGAAGACAGCGACUGGAGUGUCGCCAGUCUGAGCCACUGUUUCAAUCUGCUCUUGGAGAACUUUAUAACCUACCUGGAGGAGGGUCACCUCCCCAACUUCUUCAUUCCAAGUCAGAACCUGUUCUCUGGCAUUGACCAGAAAAAGCGCAAUACUCUUGCUAGUCGUAUUAGGGAGGAGCGUGACAAUUGCUUUUCUAUUUUCAAGUAACAUUUAAUUAUGAGCCUCCCAUCAAAUAAUACUUUAACAUUAAAAGAAUGAUUUCUCACAAAUGUAUCAUUUGUAUAAUUUGUACUGAAGGCACGUACAUGUGUUGUUGUAUAUUUGCUGUACAAGUCAGGCUGACACUAAUUAUACUAUAAACUCUUUGUAGAACCGUACUCUGGAUUAUACAGAGAGUUUAUAGUCAAUUCAGCCAAAAAUAAAAGAAACUCUCUUCAUUAAAAGACCUUGAAGCAGCUUCUUACCUGAGGCAAUAUUGAUCCAUACAGAACAGAGAACCAAUGAAUCCCACCUGACGAAAAAAAAAAAGGAGAGCACCUUACUAUAUAUUCAGCUGCUACUUUUUGGAUUUUUAUAGACAAUCAUGCUUUACAGUGCAACAGUGGUGGAAAAGAGGCGAUAGAUGUGAUGAUUGUGCAAAACAUACAGAAUUUUGUGGUUCUCUUACAUGAUCAGCAGAAUAAAUCUACACAAAUCUACCUGGUCAGGCUCUUGGUCCUGAAUUACAUCCAGUGGAAAAUGUUUUUUUUGUUAUUUGGCCAUCUGGUCAGAUUCCCAUCAUGGUUAACACGCCAUUAUUACCAUAUAAUAUGGUAGACACUGAGCCAAUAAACCAUGGAUGUAAUUUCUCUGUAAUAAAGAUUUAUUAAACCAA
Betta splendens (Siamese fighting fish) is the source of this 2459-nucleotide messenger RNA. RefSeq names its product cyclic GMP-AMP synthase a (gene cgasa). Gene Ontology annotation, molecular function: 2',3'-cyclic GMP-AMP synthase activity; double-stranded DNA binding; chromatin binding. The transcript has 4 exons. Gene Ontology annotation, cellular component: nucleus; site of double-strand break; cytosol. Gene Ontology annotation, biological process: activation of innate immune response; positive regulation of type I interferon production; positive regulation of defense response to virus by host. Bases 101 to 1792 code for a protein of 563 amino acids. The record is from RefSeq and is a predicted model, not a curated record. Lineage: Eukaryota; Metazoa; Chordata; Actinopteri; Anabantiformes; Osphronemidae.